Pangasianodon hypophthalmus (striped catfish) is the source of this 893-nucleotide messenger RNA. RefSeq names its product cornifelin homolog. The coding region runs from base 140 to 517 and encodes 125 amino acids. Lineage: Eukaryota; Metazoa; Chordata; Actinopteri; Siluriformes; Pangasiidae. The record is from RefSeq and is a predicted model, not a curated record. The transcript has 4 exons.
CAUGUGUACGUGUGUGCAUGUGUGCCUGUCAUAUAAAGCCACACAUUCUGUUUCUUCAGAGUCCAGACACUUGUUUCCAUCUUUGUCUACCUGAUCUGUCUCCUGCACCUUGCCACACCGUUAAGACAGUUAUUAAACCAUGGCGACCAGGAUGGUCAUUGAUCAGCCCAAGCCGGUUGUAAUCGCUCCAGGUGUUGAACAGUGGUCCAGCGGCAUCUGCGAGUGCGACAGCAUCUGUGACUGUUGCUGUGCAUUCUGGUGUAACCCCUGCUUCAACUGCAUCACUGCCAAGGACCACGGCGAGUGUUUGUGUCUACCUCUGCUAGAGUGCUGGGGACUCAUCCCACCCAUUGCCAUGGCCAUGCGAGUGUCCACUAGACUCACCUACGGCAUCGAGGACUCCAUAUGCAACGACUGCGUGUACGCCUGCUGCUGUGGCCCGUGCUCCUGGUGCCAGAUAAGACGUGAGAUGAAGGCCCGUCACCAUCCUGUCACAAGCUUCCAGAGAAGGAAAUAACACUGUCAUCAUCAUCAUCAUCAUCAUCACUAUCAUUUCUUACAUUAGAUGAUUUUUAAUGCUAUCAGAAUCAUCCAUGUGACAACAGAGACACUUUUUUGCAUCCUUUGUUUAUUCACUGUUUGGGGCACAGGUCUGAUAUGUGUCAGUCAAAUGCUCAUGCAUGAAGACGUAUACGUUCAGAAAAUAAAAGCAUUCUGUAAAAAGUUCAGUGCCCCUCUUUGUAUUUAUAAUUAUGAGAUAUUAUAUCCUUGCCUGUAUAAUAUUUACUUAAUUACCAUGUUUGUUAAUUGUGCUGAUUCUCAAAUCCAAAAAACUUUGCUGAAUUUGUAUCAAAAUAUGUACACGAACAUAAAUAAAAUAUUGUCAGAAACUA